AUGGACGGACAACGACAGCAAUACAUCCCAGGCCCCCCGCCCACUUCUCAGCAUACCAUCAACCUGCCUCCACCUCCCCCACGACACCCUCAGCCUCAGCUUCAAAGCACCGUGCCACCCCCGCCUCCCGGUCCGCCUCCGUCGGCUUAUGGAGCUCCUGCUGGAUGGCAGCAACAAAGCUGGGGCCGGCAGGCUCUGGCCGGCUUUCCGCCGCCGCCUCCGCCGCCGCUUCCUCAAAAUCCACAGCAUAUCGCAUAUCGCGCUCCUGGCCCGCCGGGCUCUCUUUCCAUCGUCACCCCGCAUGACACUCAACCUCUCACUUCAGCAACUUAUAUCCCGGGACAUGACACCAUUGGUGUCGGAAUUCCACCGUUGUUUGAACAACAUGGCCAACCAUAUGACCCCUACGCGCAACGAGCGGUGGGCGGUCAAGUAGGCGGCCAAGCAUAUCAACCUGGUGUUGAAUCGUACGCUCCACCAACGCCGGGGGUCCGAAGUGCUAUUCCAUUUGGUCUCCAUGAUCAGGUUCACGAACUAAACGUGUCGAUUCCAAGUGCGAAUCCGAACUCAAAUCCAGCCCCGAAUCAGCUGCCGCAACUCACAAAUCAAGGCAUGGACAUCCCAAGAUCGCCGAGUCAUCGUCAUAAUGCUAGCGGUGCAUCCUUGGGUGGGCUCUCCCCGAGCGAGGCUGCGGUUCAAUGGCCAUUGGAUCGCGUUCUUCUGUGGCUUGCCAAAAACGGAUUCUCUGAAGACUGGCAGGAGACUUUCAAGUCCUUGGAGCUUCAAGGAGCCGAUUUUCUGGAACUCGGCCUCGCUUCUGGCGGACGCGGCAACCUGGGCAAGAUUCAUAAAGUUGUUUAUCCUCAGUUAGCAAAAGAGUGUGCUCGGAGUGGUACUGGAUGGGACUCUACUCGUGAGCGAGAAGAAGGGCUGCGCAUGCGCAAGUUGAUCCGCCAGAUUCAUGAUGGAGGAUCGGACUAUACCAUCACAACUCCAAUGCGAACCGAGGCACCAUUGAUCCCGAGUGCUUCGGAGAGUGGAACUGGGUUUUUCUCAGGCCAGAUCGCCGAACCCCGCUCAGCUGGUCCUAUACCUGGCGUCAACGACAUUACCCCAGACCAACUGGCUAGUGUCCAAAACCCUCAAUCGGCCCAGGCGCAGAAGAAUUCCCAAAUGCGCUCUGUUACCUUGCCAAUCCCUACAGGUCAUGAGUCGCCGAUGUAUGAGUCGCCUUCCCGUGAUUCCCCGUGGAUGCGGUCUGAAUACUCCCGAAGCACCUUGGCAACAAUCAAUGAUCACCGACGGCAAAGCCCGUCUAUUUCCAGCGAUAACGGCGCUUUGCCUGCUUCGCUCCGGCCCGCAGAAAGUCCAAAGAGUGGUAGUCCAGCGACACAACAUGUUUUGCCUGCAGGCUUAUCAUCUUCCUCCACCGGAGACCUGUCAUUAAAGUACGAUCACUCUCGCGGCAAUAGUACCGACUCAAUCCCCGGUGUCGGCAGAGGCUCUGCCACUGCUGGACGAUACUAUGAUUCCCGCAGGUAUGGGCAGGAUGGUGCUCGUCCGUCACCUCAGGAGACGCAUAGCCGACCGUGGAGUGGGGAAACUCUCACGUCAUAUUCAAAGGACCAUGGCAAAGGCAUUCUCAAUAUAUUCAGCCGAAAGAAGCAACAUAAAACGGACAACUCGAAUCAUCCAUCGCCGGACGUGGAGAAUUUCGAUUCCCCGCCGAGCCCAGAAUGCCGGACCAAUGGCUAUCUUCCAUAUCAAAAACCUGGAUUCAAUACAAGUGACAUGUCUUUAGGUGACCGCCCAUCUUCGGCAACAAUGGCGAAGACGAAAAAAUGGAUCUUUGCCACCUUGGAUGGAAUCAACUACCGUUUGAUUGAUGUAUCAGAUAUGGACUCUGUGGAAACUCUACGGACUGGUAUUUGCCAAAAGAUGAAUAUUCAAGACUGGACCAGUGCUCAGUUUUUUCUCACGCAGCCUGGACAGACUGAACAUGAUGAGCCACUGACCGACACUAAUUUGACACUUGUUCGCCGAACCAAGUGCGAUGCUUAUGGAUCCCUAAAAGUCUUUAUUAGGGGACAGUUCUCCCAUCCGACGCCUCAAAUUCCCAACUUUGAAGGUCUGGGAGUGUCCAUACCUGGACUUGCUGACAAGGCAAACUCGUCACCCACCGCAUCUCAUGGUCAUAUCCCUCGGAAGCCUUUGGACGAAGAUGCUCUAAACAGGAUAUCUCCACAGACUCAAACUAAGCCCGGAUCUCCUCUGCUAGGUUCUCGCCAGCCAACCCCGAAGACAAACAACAAGACACUCCCAGAUGGUUCCCAAGAUGUCAAUCUAGCCAUGGACCUUGACAAGGCAGAUCUCAUCGCGCGCCACGAAGCACAUCUACGUGAAGUUGAGCGGAAGCAGAAGGAACAUCGCAUCUCCAAGUUCCCUCCGUCAACCACCCAGUCCAGGAAAGAUACUUAUGGCGAGACUGGGUAUAGACGUGAAGGUGUGAUAGAUUUCGAUUCGCCUCGUAUCUCACCUUAUGAAGAGAAGAAAUCAGAUACAUUGGUUCCGCUUCGGAAGCCUCCAGCGGCACCAAAUGAAUCCAACACGCUCACUAAAGUCAAUUCUCUUCGAAAGGCUCCUGGUGAGCGAGUUCGUCCACAGCCUGUAUCUUCUAGUCAAACUCCUGGCCUGGGUUCUGUUUUGGCCAGCAUGGGUCGCAUGACCAGCGCUAUUGGCACCCCAUCCCCCUCGGUCCCCGUGCCUUCCACGCCCUCAUCAACCAAUCAGGAAAGUAUUUCGUCGGAUUCUGAUCGGCCAGGUACUCUAAACUCCGAAAUGACGUCUUCAAGCAGAACUACCUUGGAAACAUUGAAUGCUGCUUCUGCUGCUUCAAACCGUGUCUCAACGCAGAGUGACAAAUCUCUGACUUCUUUUGCCCCUCGGUCUCCAGCGAAUACUGCUUCUCCCAACAGUGCGACCUGGCAGAAACCGGCUUUGCAAUCUCGCAAAUCAUAUGGCCCCGAAUUUGACUUCCCAGAGACCGAAGUAUCUUUUGUACGAAGUCCGAAUCUCGCUGAGCAGUCUGAUGACGACUCCUCUGAUGACGGAUUGUUCCAAAUUCGGCCGGCAAGAAACGAACCCCCGAAAGCAGAUCCUGAGCCUGAAAGGAAGAGGAAGCCUUCUCUUACGGUGGACACGGAUAACAAGCCCCGUCGUUCUGUAAGCUUUAUUUCACCCAGUACCGCCUCGGGAGAGAGUUUCGGGGGUCCGACAUCGCACGGUUCUGGUGGAGAUCCUUCUGAAAAGCAGGAUAAUUUCCCCGGUGCCUCUUAUGAAGCAAAAUCACCCGGUGACGAGAAGCUGUCACGGAGAGAUUCUUUUGCCAAUGCAGAUGUUUGGGCUAGCAGACCUGCUGUGGAGGGUGUUAUCGACAAUCUAGACAGCUUCUUCCCUAAUGUCGAUCUCGAUGCCCCUUACCUAGAAGAGCCACCUUCACCCAAAAGCAAGAACGAUGCUGAGAGUGAGGCAACCCUCAGGGGCAAGCAACCGGCUCCACCCCCGACACCUCAAUCCAGUGUCGAUCCAGACAGCGUCUACGGGGCGGAUAUAUCAACAGUUCGACCACCUCCCAUGCCGCAAGGAGGCUCAGUCGUUGCCAAGCGCAACUUGGAUCGUGGUGGCGGCCUCUCACGAGUGAAGUCCAUUCGUGAGGUUGCCAGAGGCGCGGCCCACCGGACGAAGAGCGUUGGUCCUUCUACCGGCGCUGGUCCUCAGAGAUCGGGUGUUCUUCUGCGCCGCAAGAGCACCAAGAUGUUCGGUGCCAAGAUUAUGCAGAUCAGUCCCAAACCAGGUACCAGACUCAGUCAGCUCGACCCAAUCCCCCAAAACGCCCCUCCGUCUCCCGGACCAAGUGAACCUGUCCCACAGCGCCAACCAACCUUCCGCAUUAUCCGUGGUCAACUCAUUGGAAAGGGAACCUACGGUCGUGUCUACCUGGGCAUUAACGCAGACAACGGUGAAGUCUUGGCGGUAAAGCAGGUCGAGAUUAACGCCAGGAUUGCUGGCUCAGAUCGUGAUCGUAUCAAAGAAAUGGUCGGUGCUUUAGAUCAGGAGAUUGACACGAUGCAACAUCUUGAGCAUCCUAAUAUUGUGCAAUACCUUGGUUGUGAGAGAGGCGAUUUAUCGAUUUCCAUAUACCUUGAGUAUAUCUCUGGUGGUUCCAUUGGAAGCUGUCUCCGCAAACAUGGUAAAUUUGAAGAAAGUGUCGUGAAGUCUCUCACCCGACAGACGCUUGAUGGCUUGGCCUAUCUACAUGAUAUGGGUAUUCUGCAUCGUGAUCUUAAGGCAGACAACAUUCUGUUAGAUCUGGACGGUACUUGCAAAAUCUCCGAUUUCGGUAUUUCCAAGAAAACAGACAACAUCUACGGCAACGAUGUGACCAACUCUAUGCAAGGCUCGGUCUUUUGGAUGGCGCCGGAGGUCAUUCAAUCCCAAGGCCAGGGCUACAGUGCCAAGGUCGAUAUUUGGUCGCUUGGGUGCGUGGUGCUGGAGAUGUUUGCCGGUCGCCGGCCAUGGAGCAAAGAAGAAGCCAUCGGUGCAAUCUUCAAGCUCGGGAGUCUCAACCAGGCACCGCCUAUUCCCGACGAUGUUUCUAUGAACAUCAGUCCUGCAGCUCUUGCGUUCAUGUAUGACUGCUUCACAGUUGAUUCGGCCGAACGUCCGACUGCCGGUACACUGCUCACUCGCCACCCUUUCUGUGAACCAGACCCCACCUAUAAUUUCCUGGAUUCUGCACUAUACUCCAAGAUCCGCCACGUUCUCUGA
This is a messenger RNA of Penicillium macrosclerotiorum, 4827 nucleotides long. RefSeq lists its product as uncharacterized. Gene Ontology annotation, molecular function: protein kinase activity; ATP binding. Lineage: Eukaryota; Fungi; Ascomycota; Eurotiomycetes; Eurotiales; Aspergillaceae. Bases 1 to 4827 code for a protein of 1608 amino acids. The record is from RefSeq and is a predicted model, not a curated record. Gene Ontology annotation, biological process: protein phosphorylation. The transcript has 3 exons.